Balaenoptera musculus (blue whale) is the source of this 1101-nucleotide messenger RNA. RefSeq names its product adenine nucleotide translocase lysine methyltransferase (gene ANTKMT). Gene Ontology annotation, molecular function: protein-lysine N-methyltransferase activity. The record is from RefSeq and is a predicted model, not a curated record. Lineage: Eukaryota; Metazoa; Chordata; Mammalia; Artiodactyla; Balaenopteridae. Bases 112 to 1071 code for a protein of 319 amino acids. Gene Ontology annotation, cellular component: mitochondrion. The transcript has 6 exons. Gene Ontology annotation, biological process: regulation of mitochondrial ATP synthesis coupled proton transport; positive regulation of proton-transporting ATP synthase activity, rotational mechanism; peptidyl-lysine trimethylation.
UUGCCCCCGGGCUGACCGCCGCCCCUGGGCUCCAGCCACACCGCACGGGCCUCCAAUGCCAGUUAACUGGAUCCACGGCACCGCUUCCCUCGGGCGUCUCCCCGCGCUGGGAUGUGCAGCCCCAGGGGUCCGCAGCGCCCAGGACAGGCCCGCAGCAACCAUCUGCGGCGUGGGCCAACGAAGCUGAGCGACGCGGGCUACAGGCAGGAUGCUGUGCGGCCAGAACCCGCGAGGGUAGCCCCGGACCCCAGGGCUCCGCGGUCCGGAACCCGCGGGAGGGUCCCUGGACCCGGACGGAGCGGAACGCGGCGGACCAGCCGCUCAGGCUCUCCCGGCCGCUUCCGGUGUCUCGCCGCGGCGCCUCUUCCGGCGCGGCGCCGCGGGUCUGCCAUGGAGCAGGACGACCCGGCCGAGGCGUUGACGGAGCUGCGCGAGCGGCGGCUAGGCGCGUUGGAGCUGCUGCAGGUGGCGGCGGGCUCGGGCCUGGUCGCCUACGCCGUGUGGGCACUGCUGCUGCAGCCGGGCUUCCGCCGCGUGCCGCUGCGGCUGCAGGUGCCUUAUGUUGGCGCGAGUGCCAGGCAGGUGGAGCACGUGUUGUCAUUGCUGCGAGGCCGUCCAGGAAAGAUGGUGGACCUGGGCUCUGGCGAUGGCAGGAUUGUGCUGGCUGCCCACAAGUGCGGUCUCCGCCCAGCUGUGGGCUAUGAGCUGAACCCGUGGCUGGUGGGGCUGGCGUGGCUGCAUGCCUGGAGGGCAGGAUGUGUGGGCAAUGUCAGCUACCGCCGUGAGAACCUCUGGAAGGUGAGCCUGAGGGACUGCCACAAUGUGUCUGUGUUCCUGGCUCCUAGCGUGCUCCCACUGCUGGAGGACAAGUUACAGGCAGAGUUGCCUGCAGGAGCCCGAGUGGUGUCUGGGCGCUUCCCCCUCCCCACCUGGCAACCUGUGGCUGUACUGGGUGAGGGCCUGGACCGCGUCUGGGCCUAUGAUGUCCACAGUGGUGGGCCGGCUGGGCAGGCUGUCCCAGGGCCUAGUUCUGCCUCCGUACCUGGAGCCCCCAAUUCUCAGGUUGGCUGACUGGACACAAUAAAGACUCAGUGGGUUCCA